GCUCCUGGUGUUUCUUUAGAAAUAAACCUUUGUUUAACUAAGGAACAACUGCUUAAAAGGAAGGAGAACAUUUAGCCACAUACACUUGUCAAAUAAAAUGAAAUGAAAGUGGCUGUAUUAAUGUGACUCAGCCUAAGGCAGGGAGCAGUUUAACAGAGUGAUGACAACCCUGACUCAUCCAGGCAAACUUUGAGUCCUCCUGUGUCAAGAGAGCUGGUACUGCCUGCAUCACCAAGUGCAUGAGUACGGGCAGGAGAAGAAAGUAGCGCCUGGGACUGAACAGGGAUCUGAGUGAUUUACUAGUUAGCUGAUCUGGUUGCACACAAUUUGGUGAGUAAGCUGAUCUGUGGGCAAAGGGCAAGUAAUACUGGACUGAGUGCAGGAGAGGAUUUGGAAACAUUAGGCAAGCUUGACCCAUAGAGGAAGCUACAGCUUUGAGAAAUCGCCUUAGAAUGAGAAGCAUAUAUUGUUGGGACUCUCCAGAAUGCUAAAAGGGGAAUUACCUUAGCUUCGCAGUUGGAAAUAGCACCGUAUAGGGCUGUAUAUUCUUAUCUUCUCCAUCAGAAAAGUGUGUGUUCUUCUUGUGGGACUGAAGGAGUGAAUCAUGGAUGGACUGCAACAGCUGUGAACCUCUGUGGCAGUCUUAAAGCAAGACAUUCUUCAGUGCUGAACUCUCCUGCUUCUCAGCCUCAAUGAUGGAUAGGUAUCCAGGAUUUAACAUGCAUUAAAAUGAAGUGCUUUCACUUUGCUGUUUCCUGUGGACCAAUUCAUUCCAUAUAAACAUAAGAAACGCCCUGUGAGUUCAGCCCCACGGUUCAUCUGCUAUUGUCUCUGCAGAAGCGGCAUCAGGAGGUGCUAACGGGAUAUAAACCUCAACUCUGGCCAUCUCCUGCAGCCCAUUCUCCAGAUGCAAAAAGAAAACAUCGUGUUCUAAGUGCUUUUUCAACCAAACUUGGAACUAAAGAGUCGCAGUUUCUACAGACCCGAGGCCCAAAGCAUUUGCUAUGGCACAUGCCACAGUCAUUCUUAUUGUGCCGAUAUUAAGUUUUUUCCAACCUAAGACAAUGUUUUCCACUAGCCUGACAAGUGGACAACCAGAGGUAAUAGAUGCACUUCGGCUACAUAAUGUUCUGUGGAUUACCAAGCAUGAGUCAAGAGUUAUUCUGUUCUGGAACAAUAACCUGACAAAAGAAGAAACAGAGAAGUACACAGUGAAGUAUAUUUUGAGUUACAAAUUCUUCAAUAGCACUCAUGAAAGGAAAGAAAGACUGCAGGAAAAGAAAAAGAUAAUACAUCUUGAAUUAUACUCUGGCUUUAAUGCUAAAGUUAAAACACAACUUUUUGCAAAAGAAACAGAAGAUGUAAUUAAGGAGAGUGGCUGGACAGAAUUUAUUUACAAGGCACCUCCAGUAUAUAUUCAGAAUCUUUCAUGCAUCAUAUAUAACACUUCUUUUUUCAACUGCACCUGGCAUAUUACAGAAGAAGCUCCUGAAGAUAUUCAGAUCUUUGUUUCACAUAGACACGUAGGAAAAGAUUUCAAAUGCCAGCAAUAUAUAAAAAAUGCAAGAAAAAAAAAUAUUGGUUGCCAUAUGAAAGAAAUGUAUUUCCAACCGUCAAGGAAAAUAAACUUAAACAUAACUGUAAGAGAUCUGAUAAAUAAUUCAAGUGGACUGUCUUAUUGCAAAGCUUUUACACCUCAGAGAAUAGAGAAACUGAACCCACCCAUCAACGUCUCAGUUUCCCUUGAAAACAGAAGUAUUAAAAUUCACUGGAAACCCCCGCCUACUAUUGGCUCUGCAAGUAACAAGUGCUUUUUGUACCAAGUGAAAAUAACAGAUCACAAAAUUGUAGAUGUCGCUGAAGAGAAAUAUGAGUAUCCCUUUCAUAAGCCAGCAAAAACAUGUGCAGCACAAGUGAGGGCAAAGAAAGAGAUAUGUAUAAGAAACAAGAUAUGGAGUGAAUGGAGUGAACCAGUCUUUAUUGAUGAUAAAAAGACAGUAGAUGCCAUGCUGCUAAGCCUCCUGUUUUGUCUCCUGCUUUUCCUUGGAAGUUUGCUGAUAUGUGCAUGUAGAAGGUUUAGAUGCCUGGAAGUUAUAACUAUGCCUGUUCCACAUCCUUCAGAUAAUAUCAAAACUUGGUUAGCUGCAGAUGAGGCUCACCACCAGAAACCAAUGUCAGUUGAAAUGGAGAUGCACUCAGAGGUUGGUUUGGACGUUCGAGAAGUGAAUGGAGAUGAGAACAUGCAACGACCAAAACAUUUGAAAGAAUAUGGAUUACAAGACCUGUGGGGAUGACACCUUUUUUUUAUCUUCAUGCAAGAGUCACCUUUCUGUGAAGGGAACAAUAAUCUGACAGAUCUAAGAAUGGCUGAUACUAGAGUUUGUCUGAGUCCAAUAACUUGCAGUAUUUUGAGCUCUGAUAUUGUGCAACUCUUAAAAUGAUCUUUGGAUCACAAAGGCAAAGCAGUACCUUGCAGUUUGUCUCUAUUUCUGAUCUGCAGUCUGGUACAACACCUCAGACAAUAUGGAUGCCAUCCAGAGGAACAUGGACAAGCUUGAGAAGUGGGCCUAUGUGAAUCUCAUGAGGUUCAACAAUGCCAAGUGCAAGGUCCUGCACAUGGAUCGGGGCAACCGGUAUCAAUACAGGCUGGGGGAUGAAGGGAUUGACAGCAGCACUGCAGAGAAGGACUUGGGGGUACUGGUGAAUGAAAGACUGGAUAUGAGCUGGCAGUCUGCUUGCAGACCAGAAGGCCAACUGUAUCUUGGGCUGCAUCAAAAGCAGCAUGGCCAGCAGGCCAAGAGAGGUGAUUCUGCCCCCAUGGUCCAUUCUGGUGAGACCUCACCUGGAGUUCUGCAUCCAGGUCUGGAGCCUUCACUACAAGAAAGACAUGGACCUGUUGGACAGAGGCCAGAGGAAGGACACCAAGAUGACCAGAGAGUUGGAACACCUCACCUAUGAGGACAGCUUGAGAGGGUUGGGGUUGUUCAGCCUGGAGGAAAGAAGGCUUCACAGAGACCUUAUUGUGCCUUUUGCUACUUGAAAGGAGCCUAUAAGUAGGAUGGGGACAGACUGUUUAGAAAGGCCUAUUAUGACAGGACAAGGGGAGAUGGUUUUAAACUAAAAGAGGGUGGGAUUCAGGCUAGACACGAGGAAGAAUUUUUUUUAUAAUGUGAGUCAUGAAACACUGUCCCAGGUUUCCCAGAGAGGUGGUAGAUAUCCCAUCCCUGGAGACAUUCCAGGCCAGGCUGGAUGGGGCUCUGAGCAACCUGAACUAGUUGAAGAUGUACCUGCUUAUUGCAGGUGGUUGGACUAGAUGACCUUUGAAGGUCCCUUCCAACGCCAAUCAUUCUAUAUGAUCUAAUACUG
Messenger RNA from Columba livia (rock pigeon), 3366 nucleotides. Its product is annotated as interleukin-5 receptor subunit alpha. The record is from RefSeq and is a predicted model, not a curated record. Bases 1005 to 2294 code for a protein of 429 amino acids. Gene Ontology annotation, molecular function: protein binding; cytokine receptor activity. The transcript has 13 exons. Gene Ontology annotation, cellular component: external side of plasma membrane. Gene Ontology annotation, biological process: cytokine-mediated signaling pathway. Lineage: Eukaryota; Metazoa; Chordata; Aves; Columbiformes; Columbidae.